Molecule: messenger RNA, 9797 nt
Organism: Perca flavescens (yellow perch)
Lineage: Eukaryota; Metazoa; Chordata; Actinopteri; Perciformes; Percidae
Gene: wnk2
Product: WNK lysine deficient protein kinase 2
Exons: 29
Coding region: 805-7773 (2322 amino acids)
Biological process (GO): protein phosphorylation
Molecular function (GO): protein serine/threonine kinase activity; ATP binding
Source: RefSeq, a predicted model, not a curated record
CCCAAACCUGGAAGAAAUUAAACAUAGGAAGACAACAGCCUCAUCAGCUGGACGACAGACGCGUUGAGAGCUGCCUGAUUCAACCUGAGGGAAACUGUGCCGCAGUGAGCAUUAUCUGAUAAGCGAUCCUGUCCAUCCUGCACUCUCCAGGACAGCACCAUGGAGAGGAAACAAGUACGCGAGGAUAGUUAAAGGAACAGUGCAGAGAAGACGAGGUCACACUUCUCUGAACUUAUUCAGAUUUUCACACGGAACACUUGCUAUUUAUUUGCAUCAAACAGAGUCCGGAUGAGUGAGCCUCUACAGGGUAUGACAGCUGCGCACUUGGGCAUCCCGUGAUGUGUUUAAAGAUGGAUUAGUGAGCGGCACAGACUAAACAUCCUGUCCUGACCGCUGUAGGCCAGCGAUUUCUCUGCGGAACUAAUCACAUUUCUAUAGGCUACUUUGGGCUGGAGCGGCAACCUUAUGCAAUGUGGAGGGAACUGUGUUCGUUAGCUUAUAGGUUCAACUGGCAAUGACAUCAGGCUUAACUUGAAUAGCUCGGUGCUGUAUUGCAGCAAGGUGGACCGGGGCGUGAGGUGGCAAAGAGCAAUGCGCGCAUCCUCAAAGCUAGACAUUUUGUGGUAGUGUUCUGUGUCCUAAACAAAUUCAAGGCAUAAGGCCAUAUAUCCUGAUCGGGCGAACUGCGUCACUGCAUGCGAGUGUUGCAGGUAGGCUAUAGGCAAAUCCCACCACCGGGAGAGGAGCAUGCUCAUCAUUCUUCCUGCACAAUGUCGCCGGUAAGUGCUUAACAUUUUACCUGGGAUGGAUUCGGCGGAUCAUUCAAGCAACGAUCCGCCACUGGGAUCCACAUUUUCCUCAGCACCCAAUUUAGACUCGGACAUUAAUGCAAAUGCCCGUAGGCCUAUUUAUCAGAAUGGGACAGACCACAAUGUCAACAUCCAAAACGCAGCCCUGCGAGGAGCAAGUGACCCCAGCGCAUACCCAUACACAGACUACCGGGCGCUGGUCCGCCAGAGGUUCAUUCGGCGGAGUUUGUGGGUGUCAGACAGCGAGGAGCAUCAGCCGGUUGACACGCCGGUGGAGUCUGCCAACAUCAGCCCGGUGCCCCACAUUGACCUGCGGACACUCGUUGAUCGGACCCGGAUUCUGCACGGAACCUGUGUGGGCCUCCCGGACACUUCGAGCACGGAGAGCCAGGUGGUGCUGAAGGACAGCGCCACGGGGAGCGUGAGCGUCGACGAGGAGAAGGGAGACAAGAGGCAGUCCGAGCCAAUGGUAGAGGCUGCGCUCUCGGAUGUCACAGGUAAAGCAGGAAGUGACGAGAACGAAGAGGAGCCCGGGACGAAGGCUGUGUCCACUUCACCUGGGGGGCGCUUCCUCAAGUUUGACAUUGAGCUGGGGAGAGGGUCCUUCAAGACCGUCUAUAAAGGUCUGGACACCGACACCUGGGUCGAAGUGGCAUGGUGUGAACUCCAGGAACGGAAACUGUCCAAAGCUGAGAGACAGAGGUUCAAAGAGGAGGCAGAGAUGUUGAAGGCUCUCCAGCAUCCCAACAUCGUGCGGUUUUAUGACUUCUGGGAAUCCCCCGUUAAAGGGAAGAAGUGUAUCGUUCUGGUGACAGAGCUAAUGACCUCAGGGACACUAAAAACAUAUCUGAAGCGUUUUAAGGUGAUGAAACCUAAAGUUCUUCGUAGCUGGUGCAGGCAGAUUCUCAAAGGCCUCCACUUCCUCCACACAAGGACUCCUCCAAUCAUCCACAGAGAUCUGAAGUGUGACAACAUCUUCAUCACUGGUCCCACAGGCUCUGUCAAAAUAGGAGAUCUGGGCCUGGCAACACUGAAGAGGGCCUCCUUUGCUAAAAGUGUUAUUGGCACUCCAGAGUUCAUGGCCCCAGAGAUGUACGAGGAGCACUAUGAUGAGUCUGUGGAUGUCUACGCCUUUGGGAUGUGUAUGCUGGAGAUGGCCACCUCAGAAUAUCCCUACUCUGAGUGUCAAAAUGCUGCUCAGAUCUACCGCAAAGUCACCAGUGGGGUGAAACCUGCCAGCUACAGCAAAGUCAGUGACCCAGAAAUUAAGGAAAUAAUUGGGGAAUGUAUCUGCCACAGAUGGGAAGAAAGGUACUCCAUCAAGGACCUCCUGAAUCAUGCCUUCUUUGCAGAGGAUACAGGUGUGAGGGUGGAGCUUAAUGAAGAAGAUGAUGGGAAGAAAUCAUCCAUUGCUCUGAAGCUGUGGGUUGAGGAUACUAAAAAGCUGAAGGGGAAGUACAAGGACACUGGUGCCAUUGAAUUUUCCUUUGACUUGGUGAAUGAGGUACCAGAGGUUGUUGCACAAGAAAUGGUGGAAUCAGGUUUUUUCCUGGACUGUGAUGUGAAGGUAGUCGGGAAGUCCAUCCGGGACCGUGUGGCUCUCAUUAAAUGGAAGAGGGAGCGAACGGUCUCGUCAGGAAAUGGCGAGGCAGCUGUGAAGAAGCCACAGCAGAACCUACUGCAGGUGCCCGGUACCGUUGUACCACAGGCACCCACAUUAGCUACGACAGAUUGUGAGGACCAAGAGGUGGAGCAGCAGACCCUGAUCUGCACCGUGCCAGCCACCACGUCUGCCCCAUCUGACAGCGGAGUGAACUCUACCAUGCAAUUAGAUGAUCUAAGCAAUCAGCAAAAUGGCACCUACCAGUCACCUACAGAGCCCAUUUCCACAACUCAAGUGAUCUACAGUCCUCUUGCACAGGUUGACCCUCAGCUGCACCAGGGGCCCUACCAGCAACCCACAGCACAGGCCUCUCAUGAAAACUACACACAAACAUCCACUCAAUUAAAUCAGGGAUCCUACCAGCAAACCACAGUUGUGCUUCCACGGAGUUUGUAUGAAGGUGGAGAUCUCACUCUUCUCAACCACUGUCUCCAUCACAUCGUCGGUCGCAGGACCAGUUCCCCCACCCUCUCUGCUAAUCAUCCAAUGCACAGGCAGGGGCAGGUCGGGGGUACUACCUCCUCAGUAGUUGAGCAUAUAGACAAGAGGCUGAGUCUUGAUGUCCCACUCUUCUCUCGCCCAAAUCUGGACUGGAAUCGGCUGUUAUCAGCACUGACAGCCAGUGAAGGCAGACCAGAUCCACUGACAGAGUCUGCUCCAGCUACACCAGCCCCUAUUGUGCACCAGAGUAGACAGACAGCACAGAGCUUCCCAGCUGCAGACCCCACUCUACAGCCACAGCUUACUGCCCAACCCAGCCAGGAGCAGUGCCAUCUCCAACCAGCUGCUGUCCUUUCCCAGAUCAGCACACAGUUUCCCUCACCAUAUCCUGUUCAAAUAGGGGGCCUCACACCCUCUCCCUUCCCCUCAUCUCCUCUGCCAUGUGCUUACAGCAGCAGUGGCCCUUUUAUGUCUAGCUCCCACUACUCACCUUCACCCCACCAUCCUUCCCUUCCUCUGACCCUUAAUGCCACCCUGGCCUCUAUACCCACUCUCAGCACCCCUCAGACCCCUUUGUCCACACCUCAGCACGUGCCCAAUGUGGCACUCCCUAUGCCAAUUUUUGCCAUGGCCAUGUCUCCUGCAGUGCCCCAGAAGGGCGGUCCUCUUACAUGUCAGACAAACCUUGGUAGCUUCCAUACCACCCAUCCCUUACCUCUCUCCCAGGUACAACCCACCCCAUACCCCGCCCCCUACCCUGAGCAGGAAUUGGCUCAGCCACCUGUCCAGGUACAGAUGAUUGCACCACAGGAUAAUUUGGGAGAUGUUCACCUUUUGGCUCAGGUCCACCCUGUCUUGCCUGCUGUUCAGACUCCUCACUGGGGAAGCGGAUUAGAUGCAGAAACUUCUGCAGCUGGCCGAGACUUAAAUGUUGCUCCUACAGUUCAAGCCCCAGCCUCAAUCUCAGCUACAGCCCAAUUUGAAACUCAAGCCCCAGCACAAAACCAACCACUGAUUUCAGUAUCAGCUCAAGCUGGAGUCAUGCCUCAAACUCCAGCUUCAACAUUUGUUAAUGCCCCGACUUCAGUCCCAAUACAAGUUCCAACAGCAGUGCACACCACUGCCUCAGCCCCAGUUCAAACACCAGUCUCUGCAUCAGGUCUCACUUUUGAAUCACCAAAAGGCUCAUCUACAAGCUCAGAGACAUCUGUCCCAGGUGUAGGCUCUGCUCUCAAUCCUGUCAUGCGGCCAGCCACAGCUCCUGUUGCAGCUCCAGUUCUGCAGCCUGCUGGCAUCCAGACAGUAGUCUCAGUGUCUGAGUGUGCCAGCCUGGCCACAGCUCAGCAAAACUUUGAGUCAACAUCUGCAUCCAACACCCUUCAACAAGAGCACUGUGUAGAGGAUGUGCUUCAGGACAAACCCAUAUUCUUACCUAAUUAUGCUUAUGACAGUCUCAACUCUGAUGUGGCAUCUGGUAAGGAAACAAGUGACGGCUAUGACUGCUUGGCUAGUGGAGGGAAGGGGGACGGAAAACCCAGGAAACACCACCGCAAGUCUGCUCGCACUCGCUCCCGUCAAGAAAGGAUCAGCAAACCCAAACUGAGCAUGCUGAAUGUUUGCAACACUGGUGAUAAAAUGGUCGAAUGCCAACUGGAGACUCACAAUCACAAAAUGGUGACAUUUAAAUUUGAUCUGGAUGGUGAUGCUCCAGAGGAAAUUACCACGUACAUGGUAGAGAAUGGGUUUAUCCUACUCUUAGAGAAGGAGAUCUUCAUUGACCAGCUAAAGGACAUUGUGGAUAAAGCUGAAGACAUGCUGAAUGAAGACAUGGAGGGUGAAAGGGCCUCCGCCUUGAGUUGUAGUCCUGAACAAGGCCAGAUUUGUGAGGGCCUGGUAGGAGAGAGUCAGCAGCCUGGAGCACCUCAGCCUGUCUAUCAGCAGAAUGUUCUUCAUACAGGAAAGAGAUGGUUCAUAAUCUGCCCUGUAGAGGAGACGCCCACAUCCAGCCAGGAGACCCCAUCUGAUGGUACAGCUACACAGUCUCCGGGGAGUUCAGCCACCACCCAGCCUCCUGACAGUGGCACUGCAAGGCCUUCUGCAUCCAGAGAACAGGGGUCGUCCUCCACAAUGUCUGGUGGAAGUGGAGGCUUCACAUAUGAUAUGUAUGGAUUCUGUAGCCCUCCAAUAAUGUCCAACACAGACCCUCUCCUCUUAGCUACUCUGUCUCCCCCUGUGUCUGCUCCCCCGACCCUUCAGUCAGUGACAUCACUGGAGCCUAUGGACAGCUCUGUGCAACCCAGUGUUCAUCAUGCCCAGCCAGCCAGAGCUCAAACUUUGCCCCCGUCAUCCCCACACACGUCUUUCCCAGUGGAUGAGUCAGAGGGAUCCCCUUUGGGCUCCAUCUCCCCGACCCAUGCAGCUCAGCAGAUUCCCGACGUGACAUUUCAUGUUUCUGUGGCUGACGAGGUGCCCUGCUGCCCUCUGGUCAUGCCCCUGUCUCUGGAUGUGAGCGGUUUACAGGGUGGGUCUCCUCUCACUCCUCUUCCACUCCAGGAUCAAGUUCCAGCCAAAGAGCCACUCUCUGUGUCCUAUGCCUCCGCAGCACGCAGCGAGCGCCCACAGCAGCCUGUGGUGCUGCACCAACCUUUUUCCAGCGUGGGAGGGACCAAAGUAUCCUCACUACCCCAGAGCCCAGCGCUAUCCCAGCCCGCCACAGGGCCCGCUGAGUCAGACGGCGAAGGACGACUGGGCCGAGGGGGCUUUGUGGACAGCACCAUAAAAACACUGGAUGAGAAACUAAGGAACUUGCUCUACCAGGAAUAUGCUCCCAUGUAUCCAUCAGGCAGUGCUGCAGAGACACCAGGCUAUGGCACAGAGUACAUCCAGUCUCCUCCUGGUCCAGACAGCGCCACAGGAGGGUCAGGAAACAGCACGCCAGGGCCGAUGGGAGAGGGACGCUACAGGGCAGGAGAACAGCUGUUUUCUAAUGUCUCUUUUUUGUUUAUCUCUCAUCAUGUCACCUUUCAGCCUCAAAUUCCAGAGAGAAUGGAUAGUUUAAGCACACUGAGUGACUCAGCCGUGUGUGCUUCCCUGUCAAGAAAACAAGUCCCUCACUCUGCUUCCUGCUCUGGAACAAGAGGCCGCUUUAAGAUAAUCGCUGUUCCUCCUGAAGUGGCCAACAGACAAGAUGUGAAGCAGAGGAGCUGGAGCAGUGCUGCCUCACCGGCACACCCUGGAGGAUACAGCGAGGACCACGUCCAGGCUGAGGCCAUGACUGCUUCCACCACAAUUGGUCGUUUCUCUGUGGUUAGCACUGAAGAUGACAUUACACAGAGGAUACGUUGCAGCCGCUACUCUGCCCCGCCUGAUUUCUACCUGGACACACCUCCGUCCAUGGCCAAGCGGGGCUCCCUGCCUCGCGCCCUGACCUCCAACUCUGUCGCUGUGGAUGUCACAGUUCAUGCUCGGUUCCUCUCCUCAGACUCGGGGGCUGAGAGCAGCCCUGCAAAGCUGGCUCCUGCCACCCCGUCUCAACAUACUCGCUCUGAGCGCAGAGGAAGUGACCUCAUGAAGAGGGCUGUGGCCUUCCUCCGUCGUUCAGGGCGCAGCAGCAGUGUGCAGAGCUCUGACUCACCAAGUAGGCAUGGAGGCGUGCAUGGCUCGGCCUAUGCCAGCAGCGAUAAUGACUCAGAGAUGGAGGACUCGGACAUGAAGAGGGAAUUACAGAGACUCAGGGAGAAACAUCUGAGGGAGAUCUCUGAGCUGCAGGCCCAUCAGCGGGGGGAAGUGGAGCUACUGUAUCGCCGGCUUGGCAAAGCCCCGCCUACGGGCCUGGGUCUCUCACACGUUGCACCACAUGCUGGCCGUAGGAAGAGGUCCAGCAAGCACAGGCUGAAGCCUGGCAAACUUCUCAGCCCUCUGGUUCAACAAUUUAGGAAUGUCACAACCAAGACUAGUGACUCCAGCAGAUCAAGUGCUGCUACAGGUACAAGUGAGCCCACAGUGAGUUUAAAUGGCUCUCCAGCCAAAGGGUCUGUCCCUACUCACGGCAGGGCACGGUCAUGCACCAGCCACCUUCCCAGCUCAACCUCAGAGCCUGUGCAGACUCAGCAGCCCUGUUCCCUCAAGGGCUCUUUGUCUUCUGAUAAUAUUUACGCUGGACUACACAAAGAUGGCACCGGCACACAAGUUCCACCAGGACAAGGGUCAACACUGAAGCGACUGUGUCUCGGCAAAGAUCGUGGCAACAGGUCUGGAGCCGGGCCAGGGGCUUUCAAUCAAUCACAGCAGCCGCCUACCGGUGCCACACCUCCUUCUCAUCAGCCAGUAAUGGGACUGGCCCAAGCUCAAGCCAAUAACAGCAACAACAAGACAAGCUCAUACACUGGCUCAUCCAUGAGUGCCAAUGAAAAUAACUUGCCUGAAGACUUCCAGCGGCUGAUGGAGGACUGGGCCCAGGAGGUUCUUAUCGUCACCCACAGGCCGCGCACUAACUCUCUGAGCAUCAGUGGGCAGCAGCUUUGGAAUCAGGUUGUGCCUCGAACACGUGGACAGCUGACUAGUGCCUCAGAUGUAUCAUGGACAGCUCAAGGUCCAGAGUCCUGCAGUCUUCCCCUGUCUUGGCCUGAUAUCCCUGGGUCAACAUUGAUGACCAACCCCUCCACAGGACACCAUCCCAGUUAUCCUGCUCCAUUCAGGGCCUUGUCAUCACCUCUCUCUGAUAGCCACUGGCCUGGGUUGCUAUUCCCACUUCCUUCAGGAGUCUUUGCCUUUCCUGCUGUGCCCUCAGCCCAGGACGCCCCCAGCCCUGGUCCAGUUCCAUCGUGUCAGCCACCUGACCCCAAAGCCAGGACUCUCUAACCUGAGUAGCAUUGUGUCUUCCAAUUCCAUUACCAAAAAAGAAAUGUCCUUAUAGAUCUAGCCAAUCUUAUGUGCAUAUGCUGUAUACAUUUAACCAGCAUGUAUUUAUUUAUAUGUACAUACCUGUCUCCAUUCUUGAGUUUUAUGUUAUUUGUUUAAAUUGCAUCAACAUACCUCAUGUCCAUAUUACAGUACAUAAUCCUUGAGUGCAGUGUAAUGGUAGUAGUACAUUCAAAUAUGUAUAAUUACCCCAAUCAGGCUUGCAAGAGAUGAUUUUCUUAAUUACUUAUAAAUGUACCUUACCACUCAUUGAAUGUACAUAAUGUACUGUUCAUUCAUGGUACGUUUAUAUAAAUAGUUCAUGUUUGUGUUGCUCAUAUCACUCUAUAUAUAUAGGCUGCCGUGUGUAUAUAUGAAUUAUUGUUAAUCUGUACAUAGCUCCUGUGUUUGUACAGUUAACAUUAGAUAAUCCAUUGGUCGGUGCUGCAGAUAUGUGUGUUAAUGCAACACCUUGUUAGCCACCAUCAUGCCAUCACUGUGAAAACUUGACAUCCCAGUCACUAGGACUGGAUGCUUUAUUCUGCUUUUUCAGUCCAAGGAUAGUUUUCAUUUUUCAUUGAUUAAAUGCUUCCAGCACAAGCGCUUGAAAUAUCCUGUAGAGAUUUGAAUGAACUUGAAUUUUAUCUUCAGGUGAAAAAACACCUGUGAGAGUGCCUUGAAUUGCAGUUUCAGUUUUAUGAAGAAAAGCAUUUAGAUCCAAAGCAGACACGAGAUAUUCUAUGUAUGCUUUCACCUCCAAAGGUAAAGUAUGUGAUUUGAAUAAUGAAUGUGGAUUGACACAUAUCUGAUUUAGCAACAAAACAUAAUUUAACACUAUAAUCUGGUCAUGGUGCAGUUCAUAAAAUAUCACAGAUUGUAAAACAAAAUCUUGUUCACUGAAGUAUUUUUCUUGUGGGAUUGCUCCACCGCCUGCAUGAAUACACUGAUAUUCUAAAUGUGCACAGGUCGAUGUGGUGAGUUACAGGAUGUAACAGGAGAAACUGGCAUUGAAACCAUACGUCAAGGAGGGCUAAAGGACUCGACAUACGAGUCAAAAUCCUAAUUAUGCCAUACCUCGACUAAUGCAGUCUGUAGCUUUACAUAUGGUUGCCUUUGUGGUUUUUAAGAGAUUACUGAGUGUUGUUUGAUACAUGUUGAUGAUAUGACAAUGUUAGAGGCACACGAAGAAUGUGAAUUAUUGAGAAGCCACAACUGUUUGACAUCUCAUUUGUACAAUGCAUAGGUUUUCUAAAUUAUGUUUAUUCAAUGCUGGCCUCACAAGAUCAUCUGGCUCAUACAGCUGAUUGUAUGUAUUAUGGCUGACUUAAUUCAAAGACCUCCAACAAUCAUUACGCUAUCAGUUAUUUCAAUAGUGCAGCCUCAAAAACAACUCUUUCACUUUCAAUACUUACUUCUCUUAUUUAACUUCUAUUAGCAAAUGUCGUUCUGAAGAAUAGUUUGUUAAAUGCAUCAAUGUGUUGAUGUAUUUUGGUAAGACAAAGCAGUGGUGAAAAAACUCUAUGUAGUCAAGAAGUAGGUUUGGAGUAAUGAUUCAGACAGAUUAUGGGUCAAGCUCCAGGAAUGCUGGAACCUACAUUUCCCAUAAUACAACUCAAUAGUGUCGCUGACAUUACCAGGGUCAUUUUUCAAAAUUUGGAAAGCUCUUUCCAGAGCCACAGAAGACAGAUGGAGUGUCGCUUUUAAAAACCUUCCUUGUUUGCACAGUGUGACAAUAUUUUGAUUUAACCUGAAUAUUUUGUCUUGAAGACAGACAUUUUUCCAUGAUGAUAUGUAGAUUAUUUUUUAUUUUUCUUGAGAACAUCUAUGUAGCUAUUUCCUUUGUGCUUUACACAGUAACUCCUGUAUUUGAUCUCUUUAAUGCAAUGAAAGCUAGGUUGAUGGUUCCUUUUGCUGCUGUAUCACCUGUCUCCCCGCCAUUUCCUGACCUUGUCAGAUCGGUACUCUUUCACAAAAGCUGUACAUAC